AUGACCAAGUCUCUCAUUUGGAGACGUUUGAUUUGCCAUUGUGCCGUCGAGCGCCAGUUGAAAGAUAGCCUACUAUGUGAGGCAGCCGAUCUGUUCGCUAAAGGGGAGAGAGAGUUCUGCCAGUUUACGAGAAAACCUAUGUCGACUACGAUAAGCCUCAUUGACGGAAUUGCUGAGCUUUAUCGAAAGAUCGACAGGAAAGAUCGCGCAUUUCUCUACUACUACCUGGUGGCAUUCUACGGCGAUGGAUUCGCCAGUUAUCUGAAUGGCAUCAGUUUUGUUUUUCGCAGUGACAAACUUGAGAAGCAUGCGGAUUUUAUGAAAAGGAUGCAACAGGUAUAA
This is a messenger RNA of Cylicocyclus nassatus, 342 nucleotides long. NCBI's taxonomy places the organism in Eukaryota, Metazoa, Nematoda, Chromadorea, Rhabditida, Strongylidae. The record is from the annotation of a GenBank genome assembly.